This is a messenger RNA of Daucus carota subsp. sativus, 1571 nucleotides long. RefSeq lists its product as uncharacterized. Gene Ontology annotation, biological process: amino acid metabolic process. Gene Ontology annotation, cellular component: cytoplasm. The record is from RefSeq and is a predicted model, not a curated record. The transcript has 2 exons. Lineage: Eukaryota; Viridiplantae; Streptophyta; Magnoliopsida; Apiales; Apiaceae. Bases 68 to 1462 code for a protein of 464 amino acids. Gene Ontology annotation, molecular function: aminoacylase activity.
UGAGGAGCAAUUUGCUAUGUCCAUCGCCAGUUUUAAACAAACUUACAAAAAUUAGCCUCCCCGAGUGAUGAUGGAGAUUUUGAGAAAAAAACAAGUCCAGCAUUUGUACGGUGCUUCACUAGUACUCUUGUUCGUCUUGUGCUUCUUUUUCUGCUCCUGCAAUAACAAGCGACAAGUAAUAAGUGAUGCAAAGGUUGAUGAAGAUUCGGUGAUCAUUUCGAGGUUCCAGAAGUACUUGCAAACAAAGACUGCGCAACCGAAUCCCAAUUACUAUGAGGCAGCCGAUUUCAUACUUUCCGAGGCGAAGUCUUUAUCGUUGGAAUCACAGAUAAUUGAGUUUGUGGAGGGCAAGCCUCUGAUUCUCCUGAAAUGGCCUGGAAAAGACCCUGCACUUGCUUCUGUGAUGCUGAAUUCUCAUACAGACGUUGUCCCCGCGGAGGAGGAUAAGUGGACUUAUCCGCCUUUUGAGGCCGUCUUGGAUGAUGAGGAUGGGAAUAUUUAUGGGAGAGGGACUCAAGAUAUGAAGUGUGUGGGGUUGCAGUACUUGGAGGCGAUUCGGAGGCUGAGGAGAUCUGGAUUUGAGCCAAUGCGUGAUGUGUACUUGUCGUAUGUGCCUGAUGAGGAGGUAGGGGGGAAUGAUGGUGCAAAGAGAUUUGUGGAUUCGUUUAUAUUUGAGAAGAUGAAUGUUGGGGUUGUGGUGGAUGAGGGCGGGGCAUCACCUGAUGAGUACUAUCGGGUUUUUUAUGCUGAGAGGACUCCGUGGUGGUUGGUGAUCAAGGCUAGUGGAGCUCCUGGACAUGGUGCUAAGCUUUAUGACAAUACUGCAAUUGGGAACUUGAUGAAGAGCAUUGAGAGUAUUACAAGGUUUAGAGAUGCUCAAUUUGACUUGGUUAAGGCCGGGUUGAUGGCUGAAAGUGAAAUUGUUUCGGUGAAUACAGUUUAUCUGAAAGCGGGUACUCAGUCUGAAGAUGGUUAUGUCAUGAAUAUGCAGCCAUCCGAGGCAGAGGCUGGUUUUGACAUUAGAGUGCCACCUACUAUUGAUGAGGCAUCGUUGGAAGCACGAAUUGCUGAAGAAUGGGCUCCCAGAUCGCGUAACAUGUCAUUUGAAUUCAAGCAGAAGGUUUCUGUGUACGACAAGUUUGGAAAACCUGUCAUCACAGCCACUGAUGAAUCAAAUCCUUGGUGGUCACUACUAGUCGAAGCCAUCAGUAAAGCUGGAGGAAAACUUGGAAAGCCAGAAAUCGCCCCUGCCUCAACCGAUGCUCGUUACUACAGGGAUCGAGGCUUACCAGCAAUUGGCUUUUCUCCAAUAGCAAACACUCCCAUUCUCCUUCAUGAUCACAAUGAGUUUCUGAACAAGGACGAGUACUUGAAAGGCAUUCAAGUUUAUGAAUCCAUAAUCAAAGAGUAUGCAUCUUUUGUUGGUAAUACAAAAGAUAACACUAGAAACGAGGAGCUUUAAAAUUUUGGGAGGUUGGUUUGUGAUGUAUGCUGUGUAGUUGGGAAAACUUGUACUGUAACCAAUUCUCUAUCAAUAAAACUAUGACUACUUCAGUAUCUGUUAAAUAUUA